CAAAAGUCGUUUUCUCUUUGUUGCUUCUUGCUUCUGCUUCAUUCAUUAUCUCUAUAACGUCCUCCUCUCAAAAGUUCCAGUCCUUUUUUUAGGGCUUCCCCAAUUAUUGACUUCAUUUAUUUGUUCAUAUAUACCUAAUUCUUAGCCACAGACUGAUCAUUUCGAGCUUUGAAGCACAACAAAAAGUACCCCUCUCUCUCUCUCUAUAUUCCAAUUCUUUGAAUACUGAAACUCAUAAGCACCAUAUACCAUUUCCACAAGAUCAAUGGAGGAGCAACAGAAGGAGCUGCACUUUCUACCUAAUCAUCCAAAUGCCGUAGCUUCCUCUUCUUGGCCAUUAGAUUCUUCAGCAAACUAUAAUAUCCGAUCAUCAGAAUCAACAGAAGCUCCAUCGUUGGACCUUCAACUUUCAAUUAGCGUAAGACCUAUAAAACCACCACCAUCAGAUCAAGGUGUCCUAAUAAGGCCAGUAAAUCAUCAUCAGGAUCACUACACCGACGUCCGGUUCGACUCCGGCUACGUUGAGGCACUGAAAUGGCAAGCUGCAGAGCAAAUCCGGUUGGCUGCAAUAGAGAAAGCUUAUGCGGAGCGUGUGAGAGAGCUUACUAGACGAGAGAUAGAAAUGGCUCAGUCAGAAUUCGCACGUGCGAGGAGUAUGUGGGAGAGAGCUAAAGAGGAAGUUGAAAGGGCAGAAAAGUUGAAAGAGAGAGCAACUCGUACUAAUUGCAUGGAAGUUACUUGCCAAUCUUGCAGUCAAAAAUUCCGACCUCAUUAAUCUAUAUAUGAGGAAAAAAUAAAUAAAUAAAUAAAUAAAAGAUGUUAAUUAAUGAAGGUACUUUCUAAUAAGAGUAAGUAAUAUAAUUUGUGUUUUAAGGGUUUUGGCUGAGGAAAGAUAAAAGAGCUGAUGGUAAAUGAUGAUGUGUAGAAUGCAUUCAUUUCCUGUGAUUGGAACUGCAAAACUUAAGUGGAAUAAUUGUAUAAUUCUUUUGUUUUCUGCUCUUAUUACAUGAACAAUUGAUUUAUAAGUUAUGUAGUAUCCUGGCCCUGGCAGAAUUUGACUAUGUAUGUAUGAUAUCCUUCCUUUUCUGGAGGUAAUGCAGUCUUCAUAAUAUCGGAAACAUAUGAGAAUAUUGGGUUAUUUGUGUUGUA
Messenger RNA from Nicotiana attenuata, 1149 nucleotides. RefSeq names its product protein SHOOT GRAVITROPISM 5. Gene Ontology annotation, cellular component: nucleus. The coding region runs from base 266 to 775 and encodes 169 amino acids. The transcript is spliced from 2 exons. Gene Ontology annotation, biological process: gravitropism. Lineage: Eukaryota; Viridiplantae; Streptophyta; Magnoliopsida; Solanales; Solanaceae. The record is from RefSeq and is a predicted model, not a curated record.